This is a messenger RNA of Plasmodium vivax (malaria parasite P. vivax), 2982 nucleotides long. RefSeq lists its product as hypothetical. Lineage: Eukaryota; Apicomplexa; Aconoidasida; Haemosporida; Plasmodiidae. The record is from RefSeq and is a predicted model, not a curated record. The coding region runs from base 1 to 2271 and encodes 756 amino acids. The transcript is spliced from 5 exons.
AUGGAUGAUGAGGACAGAAUUAAAAAUAUCUACCUAAGCUUGAAAAAUAAAAACAAAAGGGAGUGGGCUGAGAUGAUGCAACACUUAACGAAAGACCAGAAGAGGAGGUUAAUCUUUUACAUAAGGAAGAAAAAUAAAAAUUCCCUCAACAAAAUCAACAACAUCAAAGUCGAAAAGAGGGCUGAAAAGGAAAUCGAAAAGGUUAAGGCUAAAAGCAGCAGCCACCACCGGAAGCAGAUUCUGAUUGAUUACUCCAAUGUAAGGUACGACCUAAAUUUAAAAAACUACAUUUCCCGAAUUCUGCGCAUUUACAAGCUGCAAGACAACUUCGACUUCGUGAAGGGCCUCCACCUCUACAUGAACAUCCUGUGCCACGUGAUUUUUAAAAAAUUUUCUUUCGAAUACAACAAGAGGGACUCGAAAAAUAAGAACCUCCUCAUAUUCCUGAGGAACCUCUUCCCCUUUGAGUUCCAAAAUUACCAAGACAUAUAUAACAUGAGAUGGAGCAAAGAUUUCAGCGCCUCUGAAAGUGCCCCCACUGCGGCGAGCGCGGGGGGUGCGGCAAACUGGGGAGGUGCAUCAAACUCGGGAAUGGCAAAUGCCACGAUGAGUGACGCGGGGGCUCCAGAUGGGAGACCCAGACAAGUGCACCACCCGUGGGGUGAUGAGAACAACGUGAAUGCUUCCCAUCUGGGCAGUCAAAAAAAGGCCACGCAAUCUGACAAAUGGGCUAACGCCGAUCCAUUGCGCGCACACAGCUGUAGUUAUGCGGGCCUGGAUGGCGAUGCGCAGCCGAAUGGCACGCCCGCCAGUUCGUUCGAGUGCCCGCCCCCGGUGGAAAGUCCCCCAAGUGGAGCCACCGUUAAUAAAAGCGGCGCCAAUAUAAGCGCCGCUAAUGAAAGUGCCGCCCACCCAAACGUGCUAGUCAAAACGGAGCCGGAAGACCCCGACUACGACAGGGGCCGCGCGAACGAAGAGGAGACAGCCAAACCACCAGAGGUGGAGGGCCACCAAAAUGAAGACGUCAAGAGAGAAAACCCAGGUUACCAGUUCUGCAGACACAAAGACAUGAACCAAAUUUUAAAAAACCUUUACGAUGGAAAGAGAUUCGAUUAUAGAAUUCGAUUCAGGAGCCUCCUUUCCAGAACGCUAAAUCGUAGUGAGUAUGAAAGGUACUGUGACAUGAGGGAGAAAUUAUUUAAAUAUAAAAAAAAAAACUUUAUCAAAUGGCUAGCUCAGUUUACCAAUAUUAACACGCUAGAUCUCUACGUUGUAAAUUUUUUCAUUUUUCUUUUCCUCGAUCGGUUGUACUUAAUUCUGGAGACGUACAUUCGGCUCAACUACAACAGCACAGUGGCACCGGCUUCAUCAAAUGAGUACUUAUUCGACCGCGUGGAUGAUUUUCUGGACUUCACUCAUUUGCUUGAUAGUCUAACUGAUGUGUCUCCUUGCGGGGGGGAAACAACCCAGGGGGGGGUAAGCGAUACCACGGCAGGAAAACAAGACGUAGAAGUACUCAGCGAGGAGUACGACAAUAUUGUGAAGGAGAAUCCCCAAAAUUUCUUCCUCUCCCUUGAUCUGAUCUACGACAUUGACAUACACAAAUUUAAGAUAAAAAAUAAAGUCUCCUUUGAGAGGCUCAUCAGGGUGGACAUCUCUUCCUACAUCAACGAGACGAAUAUUUACGGCCUCAUCCAGUUCGACGAAAAGAAAAGCGCGAGCGCUUGGAAGGCCCUCACCCGUUUCACCCUGAUGCAGAAUAGGAACCUGAAGCUGCCCAAAUUCAACUGCUUCUCCAUUUUCCUGAUCGUCCGAUUCAAGUACUACUUAGACGAGUUCAAGCAGUACGCCAACAUCGACUACAUUUACAAAACGGUAGAGGAGGAAUACCACCAAGUGGAGAAAUAUUUGUCCGACAGAAAUAACAGCCAGGGGGAAGGAGGAGGCAUUCAUGGGACCCCCCAACAUUGUGCUCAUGAUGAGAACAGUGCCGCAGGUGCGAGAGGGGACCCUGGUAGCGAUAAAGAAUUUGAAUAUAGCCAUUUGAUUCCUUUGUACUUGGACCUCCACAAGGAGUUGAAAAGGGUCAACGAGUACGUACGCUUUUAUGGGAACCUCCUGUCGUUCGUAAACUUCAUCGAGAAAUAUGCAAACUGCAGCCCCGCCAGGAACAUCGUGAAGAUCGAGCAGGGGGAGGAGAAGCAGGUGGACUACUUCGACCACUCCUUCUUCUUCACCCCUCACUUGGGGGACAGCGUGAAGAGGGAGUAGCGACAGGCGGUGAGCGAUGAGCGGUGAGCGAUGAGCGGUGAGCGAUAAACGAUAAGCAACAAACGAUAAGCAACAAACGAUAAGCAACAAACGAUAAGCGAUAAGUGACGCCUAGCCCCGCCAAGCCACUUCCAACACAACGCAGCUUUCCCCUUUUUAGUUCCCUCUGAAUGCACUUUCUUAUCCGCCCCCCCUCAAUGAAUAACCCUUUUCUUUAAAUUCGUUUUGCCUACCUUUUCCAGAAAGACGGCUUUCCCACUUCUCCAAUUUUUUUUUUAGUUUUCCAAAUUAGUUUUGCAGCCAUAUGUUUGGCGCAUUUUGCAUGUAACCUUCCCCCUGCUCAUAGUAUGUACUUCCCAUCCUCAUGCUGCUUCUACCGCUUCACCCUUUAUUUACGAAACGGGGGUGUUUGCUUAAGGAGUGCUGUACGACCGGCAGCUGCCCCUCCUCUGCAAAGGCAUAACGCACGUGCGAAGAGCGAGCGUGCCGCUUAUCCGACCAGCUCAAUUGAAAACGAAUCCGCAAGAAGGCGUUGCAAAGGGGAAUUCAAAAAAAAACACAUACAUAUACAUAGGCACAUAUAAUAACGCACAUAUCAAUGUAAAUCUAUGUGAAGUCAAAAUGGUCGCCCCCCACCUCGGGAAAGGCAGUUGAAAAAUUGCCCUUUACACGCGACGGCGGUGAACAGAGAUACGCAAAUGCAAAACACUG